Messenger RNA from Saccoglossus kowalevskii, 3280 nucleotides. RefSeq names its product CCR4-NOT transcription complex subunit 4-like. Gene Ontology annotation, biological process: protein ubiquitination. Gene Ontology annotation, cellular component: CCR4-NOT complex. Gene Ontology annotation, molecular function: RNA binding; ubiquitin-protein transferase activity; metal ion binding. The record is from RefSeq and is a predicted model, not a curated record. NCBI's taxonomy places the organism in Eukaryota, Metazoa, Hemichordata, Enteropneusta, Harrimaniidae.
UGCGCAGACAGAUGCGCAAUGACGUCAUCCUUCACUGUAUUGGAAAACCAAAUUACGGAGGCCUAUUACGAACAAGAUAACUUUUUCACGAGAUAAUCAAAACAAAACUUAUCAAACAUAGACCAGGAUUUAUAUAAAACCAGUAGUCCAAACUUCUCACUAGUACAGACACAAUGGCAAAUAACAAUAACCAUGAAGAUCCAAUGGAGUGUCCCCUGUGUAUGGAAGCAUUAGAAAUGGAUGAUGUCAAUUUUUUCCCUUGCACAUGUGGAUACCAGAUUUGUCGUUUCUGUUGGCAUCGUAUCCGUACUGAUGAGAAUGGUUUGUGUCCUGCAUGUAGAAAACCAUAUCCUGAACACCCAGCAGAUUUCAAACCUUUAUCAGAGGAGGAACUACAAAAGAUAAAGAAUGAAAAGAAACAGAAAGACAUGCAACGAAAGCAGAAAAUUUCAGAGAAUAGAAAACAUUUGGCUAGUGUCAGAGUGGUACAGAAAAACCUUGUGUUCGUUGUUGGUUUGUCACAGAGACUUGCAGAUCCAGAGAUUUUGAAAAAACAUGAAUACUUUGGUAAAUUUGGUAAGAUCGUUAAAGUGGUUAUUAAUCAGAGUACAUCAUAUGCAGGCUCACAGGGACCUAGUGCAAGCGCAUACGUGACAUACCAGAAGUCAGAAGACGCUCUGAAAGCCAUACAGGCUGUCAACAAUGUCUUUGUAGAUGGUAGAACAUUGAAAGCAUCCUUGGGUACUACAAAAUACUGCAGCCACUUCUUAAAAAAUGCCCAGUGUCCAAAACCAGACUGUAUGUAUUUACAUGAACUUGGUGACGAAGCCGCCAGCUUUACAAAAGAAGACAUGCAAUUAGGCAAGCAUCAAGAUUACGAAAGAAAAUUAUUAGAACAAUUAUUUGGUGGAGGGGUAACUUCUACAAAUGAUGGACAUACUGCGCCUAGGCUGAACACAACAAGCAGGAAAGCUCCUUCACCACCAAUAGCAAACACAAAUAAAGAGGCAUGGCCUUCAUUACAAAAAUCAACAGAGACAAAUAAACAGCCGCCUUCUCCUCCACAUCCUCAACUACCACAAGAAAUGUCUCCUACGUUGGUGCCAAAUGACAUAGACGAUAUAAACCACACAGUAACAGUGGGUUCGCCACCCUGUAAUCAUCAGUUACCUAGCCCUCGGGGAGAUCUUCAUAUUACCACAAAUGGUAUCGCAACAACAAAUGGAAUACGAACAACAAAUGGUAUUCUAACAACAAAUGAUACACUCCUCACAACACAGAUUCCACCGACGGUGGAACCUUUAGCCAGAUCUAUAGAACAGAGGAUAUCUCCAUUUAAUGGUUUACAUACAGACAACUCUUCAUCCUUAUUUUCGAACACUUUUAUGCCUCCACUCAGGCCAGUACCGCCACCGCCAGUUAGUGUGCCAAAUGCUAAUACGUUGCCGACAACGAACGACUGGCAAGAUAGUAUGUUCGGCAAUGACACAUUACCUAUCAGUAGCUCUACGAAUUGGCAAGAAGCAUUUGGUUUUACUUCAAUAAAAGAUAAACAAGAAGAUGAAUUAGGGUUUGACCCCUGGGAUGAAUCUUCUAAAGGUUUAGCAGAAAUUAUGGAAAAAGAGCUUCAGCUAAAUUCAACAGAAAACAACAGAGCAUCUCCAGAACCAGACAGAACACAACCUCCACCUGGAUUUAAUAAUCAUGUUGAUGCUUUUCAAUCUGCUCCCACGCCUGUUCCUUCACAGAGACCACCAUAUAGGCCAGAUUUAGUAGGAAGUAAAAUGAUGUCAUGGAUGCCACACACAUACACACAGCCUUCCAAUUCAGUGCAGCAUUCAUCAGAGCCUAGAACAGUAAAAGAUUGGCAAGAUGGUCUCAGGGCUCUCCUUCCCAACAUAAAUAUCAGCUUUGGCCAACAGGGUCUGUCAGUUCCUCCACAAAAAGAUAAUUGGAAUUCAGCCAGUAAUCAAUCAAAUUGGCCCACAUCAGAUCCUGCAAUUAUUACAAGUAUUACAGUGUCUUCAGCUCCUUCAACAUCUUACACAAAUGCUAACUCAGACAGAGAAAGUAAUUUAUCAGAAAGUCCACCACACUGGAUGAAAUCAUUACAUACAUUGACAGAAGUUGAUUCGCCUACACACAUAAACAACUUUUAUCCAGCACACAUCGGCAGAGCUGGUAGCUGGUUUUCACAACAGCCCCCUCCGCCAGGAUUUCCAACAUCAACAGCAGGUGUACACAGCCCUACAGAGCCACAACAGUCCCUUUGAACAAUGUGUAGCUUUACAUUACAUACCUACACAUGCACUGUGAGGCCACACUUGUAUGAACUUAAACCAAUCAUUUACUAGCUUGUUUCACAUCCAGUAACCGCAAUGACAGAGCUAAGUUCGCUACUCCAUUCACACAGGUUGCUCUUGUCUUUCCUCUAUAUUGCAUGCGUAAGGUCUUGCUUCCCUACUUCUUUUUUAUAUGUGAACAUUUCCCUGGUGAGAUAGACCACUGGCUGAACUAUACUAACUUGUGUGGUUUUCAUGGCUAAACUAAAACGAAUAUAUAUUUGAUUUUCGACAACGUUUGAUUAUUUUAAAGCUUGACAACAUUUUUAGUUUGACUACACAUCGGUGUAACAACGGCUAAAAAAACAGAAUCACUUGUAAUUAUAUAACAUGCAUGAUUAGAUUAGUCCGUGAGUAAAGACUGCAGCAAGAAAUUCAACUCAGUCAACUUGGAUGAUUGAUAUCGACAGUCCUAUUUAGUCGAAAAACCUUGUGUGAACAUUUAAUGUGGUUUCUCACCAGUGGAAGUGGUCUGUUUGCCUAAUUUAUUCAACAUAGUUAACAUAUUAUAACUCCGAAAUACAAAUAAUUCAAGAGAAACAGACAUACUAAUAACUUCUCUUAUAUUUGUCUUUGGGCUCUCAAAAAUAAAUAUCUGCUUGAUGCUGUGUUCUUGCUUCCACAGUAGUGCAAAGUAGCAUUCAUGGGAAGGUUGGUUGAUUUUCUUGCUGAAAAAAAGUGGUGCCACACUCGCCUUCCACAGCAUCUCUGCUGACAUUUAAAUAUUAAUCAAGGUAUAACUGUUGACACUGAGCUCUCAACCUAUUUUUAAAAUGACUACAAACACAGUGUAGUGAUUUGGUGAUUGUUGUUGUUGUGGGAAGCAUUAAUUCAGAGCAAACAAUUCUAUUUAAAAAGAAACAAAUAAUAUUUAUGUCACUGCUGACAUAUUGGGGAGCAUGUAAUGCCAAUAAAAGAAUCUCAACUGUCGAAAAGCA